Molecule: messenger RNA, 1017 nt
Organism: Chenopodium quinoa (quinoa)
Lineage: Eukaryota; Viridiplantae; Streptophyta; Magnoliopsida; Caryophyllales; Amaranthaceae
Product: 60S ribosomal protein L6-like
Exons: 4
Coding region: 85-777 (230 amino acids)
Biological process (GO): cytoplasmic translation; ribosomal large subunit assembly
Cellular component (GO): ribosome; cytosolic large ribosomal subunit
Molecular function (GO): structural constituent of ribosome; RNA binding
Source: RefSeq, a predicted model, not a curated record
UACAAUAAAAAGAAACUCAUUUUCUAGGGUUUAUCUCUCUCCCUUCAUUUCCCUCAGCCUCAACUUCUUCUCCUUCAAUCAACAAUGGCGAAACCCAGAACCGGCAGCAGAAACCCAGAUCUUGUUAGGGGAAUCGGCAAAUUCAGCCGAUCUAAGAUGUACCAUAAGAGGGGUCUUUGGGCUAUUAAGGCCAAAAACGGCGGCGUUUUCCCUACUCACGCUCCUAAAGCAGCUGCUCCUGCUUCGGCUGAGAAGACCUCCAAGUUUUACCCUGCUGACGAUGUUAAGAAGCCCUUAAUUAACAAGCGCAAACCCAAAGCCGCCAAACUUAGGGCGAGUAUUACACCAGGGACAGUGUUGAUUGUGUUGGCUGGAAGGUUUAAGGGGAAGAGAGUUGUGUUUUUGAAGCAACUUUCAUCUGGGUUACUUCUCAUUACUGGCCCCUUUAAGAUUAAUGGUGUCCCACUAAGGAGAUGCAACCAAGCAUAUGUGAUUGCUACUUCUACUAAGGUUGAUGUUUCUGGAGUUGAUGUAUCAAGCAUCGAUGACAAAUACUUUGCCAAGCAAGGUGAACAGAAGAAAAAGAAGGGAGAAGGAGAAUUCUUCGAGGCAGAGAAAGAGGAGAAGAAUGUACUUCCAGCAGAGAAGAAAGAGUCUCAGAAGGCUGUUGAUGCCCCAUUGGCAAAGAACAUUGAAGCUGUCCCUGAAUUGAAGGCAUAUUUGGCAGCAAGGUUUUCGUUGAAGUCAGGCAUGAAACCUCACGAGCUUGUCUUUUAGAGGAGCUGAGUAGAAAGUAACUUGCACAUCAGAUUUUGUCAUCUUAUUAUUUAAGCUGUUUAUGUUUCUUGAUGUAUGUUUCUCAUCAUGAUUCAAGUGUUUACAAAUUUUCGUGCGAUAACAACUCCUCGUGGAAGUUUUCAAAUUUUGUUAGAUGCAGCGAAUGCCUUUAUGAUAACUUGUUUAAUUUUAAUUUCUCAAUUUUGAUUUCUCAGUGAAAUUAGUAUAGUUACAGCAGUC